Molecule: messenger RNA, 2788 nt
Organism: Elgaria multicarinata webbii
Lineage: Eukaryota; Metazoa; Chordata; Lepidosauria; Squamata; Anguidae
Product: zinc finger protein 420-like
Exons: 4
Coding region: 109-2472 (787 amino acids)
Biological process (GO): regulation of transcription by RNA polymerase II
Molecular function (GO): RNA polymerase II cis-regulatory region sequence-specific DNA binding; DNA-binding transcription factor activity
Source: RefSeq, a predicted model, not a curated record
UUGCAGCCUCAGCCUCUCUUCCUCUGCAAAGGAGCAGCACAGUCCUUGCCUCAGGAGAGAAACUAGAAGCAAAGCAAAGAGACCUUUUGAGUCCUGGUGGGAGCAGAGAUGGAGAAGAGAGUGAAGAUGGAAGAGCAGAACUUUGCUGGCCCUGAAGCAGAAAAUGUCUCCUGCAACAUCCAGGGAGGGAGCAGUGCAGAGCCCUGGGAAAGAACAGUGCAGAAGAACCAGCCUGGGAGUAACACCAGCUCAGACGUGGAGCUCCAGCACUUCAGGGACUUCUGCUACCUGGACGCUGAUGGGCCCCGAGAGUUUUGCAGCCUACUCCACCACCUUUGCCAUCAGUGGCUGAAGCCAGAAAGGAACACGAAAGCUCAGAUGCUGGACUUGGUGGUCCUGGAGCAGUUCCUGGCUGUCCUCCCCCCGGAGAUGGAGAGUUGGGUCAGAGAAUGUGGAGCGGAGACCAGUUCCCAGGCGGUGGCCCUGGCAGAAGGCUUCCUCCUGAGUCAGGCAGAGGACAAAGAACAGGGUCCGGUGACUUUUGAGGAGGUGGCUGUGCAUUUCUCGGAGGAGGAGUGGGCUCUGCUGGAUCCAGGCCGGAGGACUCUGCACAAGGAAGUCAUGGAGGAGAAUCGUGGGAUCCUGGCCUCUCUGGGUAAUUGCACGGAGAGCAAGGAGAAUGAAACAGAAAUUGAAGAGACGUGGGGAAUCAAGUCUAUUUUUUUGGAAAGGUUAGAAUUCCAUGAUAUUCCAAUGAUAGAAGAACGAUUUCACAUGGAAGAAAAAAGAUUUCAGUGCCUGGAGGGUGAGAAGCAAUUCAGUUGCAACUCAGAAGUUAAGCGACAUCAAAGAAUUCACACAGGGGAGAAGUCCUAUGAAUGUCUGGAGCGGGGAAAGAGUUUCAGUCAGAGCAGCAACCUUAAUAAAAAUCAAAGCACUCACACAGGGGAGAAGCCCUAUGAAUGCCUGGAGUGUGGAAAGAGAUUCUGUCACAGCAGCUCCUUUAAUAAACAUCAAAGAAUUCACAGAGGGGAGAAACCCUAUGAAUGCCUGGAGUGUGGGAAGUGCUUCAGUCAGAGCAGCAACCUUAAUCAACAUCAAAGAAUUCACACAGGGGAGAAGCACUAUGAAUGCCUGGAGUGCGGAAAGAACUUCAGUCGGAGCAUCCACCUUAAUCAACAUCAAAGAGUUCACACAGGUGAGAAGCCCUAUCGAUGCCUGGAGUGUGGAAAGAGGUUCAGUCAGAGUGGUCAACUUAAGUUGCAUCGAAUAAUUCACACGGGCGAGAUGCCCUACAAAUGCCUGGAGUGCGGAAAGAGCUUCAGUCAGAGCUACACCCUUAAUCAACAUCAAAGAAUUCACACAGGUGAGAAGCCCUAUCGAUGCCUGGAGUGCGGAAAGAGCUUCAGUCAGAGCAGUCACCUUAAUAAACAUAAAAGAAUUCACACAGGAGAGAAGCCCUAUGAAUGCCUGGAGUGCGGAAAGAGCUUCAAUCAGAGCGACAUCCUUAAUCAACAUCAAAGAAUUCACACGGGCGAGAUGCCCUACGAAUGCGUAGAGUGUGGAAAGAGAUUCAGUCGGAGCAGCAGCCUUAAUAUACAUCAAAGAAAUCAUACAGGGGAGAAGCCCUAUGAAUGCCUGGAGUGUGGAAAGACCUUUAGUCAGAGCAGCCACCUUAAUCAACAUCAAAGAAUUCACAGAGGGGAGAAGCCCUAUGAAUGCCUGGUGUGUGGAAAGAGAUUCAGUCAGAGCAGCAACCUUAAUAAACAUCAAAGCACUCACACAGGGGAGAAGCCCUAUGAAUGCCUGGCGUGCAGAAAGACCUUCAGUCAGAGUAGCCAACUUAAUCAACAUCAAAGAAUUCACACAGGCGAGAAGCCCUAUGAAUGCCUGGAGUGCGGAAAAAGAUUCAGUCAGAGCGGCAGCCUUCAUAUACAUCAAAAAAAUCACACAGGGGAGAAGCCAUAUGAAUGCCCGGAGUGUGGAAAGAGGUUCAGUUACAGUCAUCAUCUUAAAUUGCAUCUAAUAAUUCACACGGGUGAGAUGCCCUAUGAAUGCCUGGAGUGCGGUAAGAGAUUCAGUCGAAGCAGCCACCUUAAUCAACAUCAAAGAAUUCACACAGGGGAGAAGCCCUAUGAAUGCCUGGAGUGCGGAAAGAGAUUCAGUCAGAGCAGCAAACUUAAUCAACAUCAAAGAAAUCACACAGGGGAGAAGCCCUAUGAAUGCCCGGAGUGCGGAAAGAGGUUCAGUCAGAGCAGCAACCUUAAUAUACAUCAAAAAAAUCACACAGGGGAGAAGCCCUAUGAAUGCCUGGAGUGCGGAAAGACCUUCAGUCAGAGCAGCCACCUUAAUCAACAUCAAAGAAUUCACACAGGGGAGAAGCCCUAUGAAUGCCUAGAGUGCGGAAAGAGCUUUGCUCGCAGCGCAGCCCUAAAGAGACAUCAAAGAAUUCACACAAAGGAGAAGCCAUAAAACUGCUCAGAGUCUGGAAUGCAAUUCAGUCACUGAUUGCAGUAUCCCUCUCAAACGAUCCAAGCGCUGUGAAUGAUUUGAAUUUGGAAAGCGUUUAAGUUUCACCACGAACCUUAGUAACCAACACAGCAUCCACACAGGUGAGAAACCCUAUCAGUGCUCAGUUUGUGGAAAGAGUUUCAAUCACAGUGUGAAUCUUAAAGCACGUCAAAAUAUCCACACAGGCCUGAAGCCCUAGAAAGCGCAAAGAGCUUUCCUUACAGGACACAUGUGGAAUCGCAUCCUGCAAUUCCCACAGGGGAAAAGCCCUACAAGG